Messenger RNA from Cuculus canorus (common cuckoo), 6918 nucleotides. It is a transcript of the gene GRM1, whose product is annotated as glutamate metabotropic receptor 1. The coding region runs from base 522 to 4085 and encodes 1187 amino acids. The record is from RefSeq and is a predicted model, not a curated record. NCBI's taxonomy places the organism in Eukaryota, Metazoa, Chordata, Aves, Cuculiformes, Cuculidae. Gene Ontology annotation, cellular component: postsynaptic density membrane. The transcript is spliced from 9 exons. Gene Ontology annotation, molecular function: G protein-coupled receptor activity involved in regulation of postsynaptic membrane potential; adenylate cyclase inhibiting G protein-coupled glutamate receptor activity. Gene Ontology annotation, biological process: regulation of synaptic transmission, glutamatergic; G protein-coupled glutamate receptor signaling pathway.
GUCUGGGUCCCUUUCGAGCCGCAGCCUCUUGCAUUUGCUCUCUCUUUUGCUGAUUGUGGCACGAAGAUAACGAAUUAAGAGUCGCGGGAGGUGAGAGCAAACACCUCCCCUGCAGCCGCAGCGCGCUCCGGGUGACUCUUCCUCGCUCGCUUACAAGACAAUAGAAAUUAAGGAGGGGGAGAAAAUGACUGAUCCUUCUGUAUGAGAGAAUGGAUGAGCCCGGGAUGACCUGUUUUUUUCCUUGCGGUGGAGCGGUGCUGAAGACAGAGGGCACCAGCGCCCAGCCCACAGCCGUCGCCCCGCCGCCAGCACGCCAGCUCGGGGCGGCCGGAGAGUCGCCGGUGCCCGCUCCGAGCAGGCAGGGAGCAGCUGCCUCGCCCGGCCAGGUCAAAAAUCCCUAGGAUGACGGCUGCCUUGACAUCUUCGAGAGCAGUGCUGUAAGACUUCGCUGUGAUGGUAUUUGGAGUAACUUGGGCACUGGCGGGGGGAAGCAGAUGCUAUUUCCUACAUGUCCUUAAACCAUGUGCAGGCAAGAGGAGCCCAUGAAAUUCGUAACCUGGGUCUGGAUGACAUCCUGCAACAAAAUGAUUGGUGUGUUGCUGGUCUUUUUCCCUGCUCUGCUCCUGGAGAUGGACGUGAUGCCCAGGAGCGCUGGGCGGAAGGUGCUUCUCUCUGCAGCCUCCUCGCAGCGGUCUGUGGCUCGGAUGGAUGGGGAUGUCAUCAUCGGGGCUCUCUUCUCCGUCCAUCACCAGCCACCGGCUGAGAAAGUGCCCGAGAGGAAGUGCGGGGAAAUCCGGGAGCAAUACGGCAUCCAGAGAGUUGAAGCCAUGUUUCACACUUUGGAUAAAAUUAAUGCCGACCCGGUCCUGCUACCUAACAUCACCCUGGGCAGCGAGAUCCGAGACUCCUGCUGGCACUCCUCGGUAGCCCUGGAGCAGAGCAUCGAGUUCAUACGGGACUCCCUCAUCUCCAUCAGGGACGACAGAGAGGGAGGAACCCGCUGCGUUUCUGACUCGCAGUCUCAGCCCCAGACCCGAGUGAAAAAGCCCAUCGCGGGGGUCAUCGGCCCCGGCUCCAGCUCCGUUGCUAUCCAAGUCCAAAACCUGCUUCAGCUCUUUGACAUCCCCCAGAUCGCUUACUCCGCCACCAGCAUCGACCUAAGCGACAAAACCCUGUACAAAUACUUCCUCCGCGUGGUCCCCUCCGACACGCUGCAAGCCAGGGCCAUGCUCGACAUUGUCAAGCGCUACAACUGGACCUACGUCUCCGCCGUCCACACGGAAGGAAAUUAUGGGGAAAGUGGAAUGGAAGCCUUCAAAGAGCUGGCUGCCCAAGAGGGUCUCUGCAUUGCUCACUCUGACAAGAUCUACAGCAAUGCUGGGGAAAAGAGCUUUGAUCGCCUGCUGCGGAAGCUGCGAGAAAGAUUACCGAAGGCUAGAGUGGUGGUUUGCUUCUGCGAGGGAAUGACAGUGAGGGGGAUCCUCAUUGCCAUGAGGCGCUUGGGAGUGCUUGGGGAGUUCCUGCUAAUUGGAAGUGAUGGUUGGGCAGAUCGAGAUGAAGUUAUUGAAGGCUACGAACCUGAAGCAAACGGAGGCAUCACUAUCAAACUGCAAUCUCCAGAGGUCUUGUCAUUUGAUGACUACUAUCUGAAGCUGCGUCUGGACACCAAUACCCGCAACCCCUGGUUUCCCGAGUUCUGGCAGCACAGAUUUCAGUGUCGCAUCCCAGGGCACCCAUUAGAGAAUGCCAACUUCCAGAAGAACUGCACCGGCAAUGAAAGCCUAGAAGAAAAUUACGUGCAGGACAGUAAAAUGGGAUUUGUCAUCAAUGCUAUAUAUGCUAUGGCUCAUGGGCUACAAAAUAUGCAUCAUUCUCUUUGCCCUGGACAUGUUGGUCUGUGUGAUGCUAUGAAGCCAAUUGAUGGCAGCAAGCUGUUGGAGUUCCUCCUCAAGUCCUCAUUCAUCGGUGUUUCUGGAGAAGAAGUUUGGUUUGAUGAAAAGGGAGAUGCUCCUGGAAGAUAUGACAUCAUGAACCUGCAGUACAUAGAGCCCAACCGUUAUGACUACGUCCUCAUUGGGACCUGGCACGAGGGUGUGCUUAACAUUGAUGACUAUAGGAUUCAAAUGAACAAGAGUGGAAUGGUCCGGUCAGUGUGCAGCGAGCCUUGCUUGAAAGGCCAGAUUAAGGUGAUCAGGAAAGGAGAAGUGAGUUGCUGCUGGAUUUGCACUGCUUGCAAAGAGAAUGAAUUUGUUCAGGAUGAAUUCACAUGUAAAGCCUGUGAGCUUGGCUGGUGGCCGAAUACUGACCUGACAGGCUGUGAACCCAUCCCCGUAAAGUACCUCCAGUGGAGCAAUAUAGAGUCUAUUGUGGCUGUGGUCUUUUCCUGCCUGGGAAUCCUGGUCACCAUGUUUGUCACCCUUAUCUUUGUGCUCUACAGGGACACCCCUGUUGUCAAAUCCUCCAGCCGGGAGCUCUGCUACAUUAUCCUUGCUGGCAUUUUUUUGGGUUACGUCUGCCCUUUCACCCUUAUAGCUAAACCCACCACGACAUCCUGCUACCUCCAGCGCCUUCUGGUGGGUCUCUCAUCUGCCAUGUGCUAUUCUGCACUUGUAACCAAAACCAACCGCAUUGCACGCAUCCUGGCAGGCAGCAAAAAGAAGAUCUGUACCCGCAAGCCACGUUUCAUGAGUGCAUGGGCCCAAGUGGUAAUUGCCUCCAUUUUGAUCAGUGUGCAGCUGACACUGGUUAUCACGCUGAUCAUCCUGGAGCCUCCCAUGCCCAUCCUCUCCUACCCCAGCAUUAAGGAAGUUUACCUUAUCUGCAACACCAGCAACCUAGGCGUCGUGGCACCUGUGGGCUACAAUGGACUCCUGAUCAUGAGCUGCACGUACUAUGCCUUCAAGACUCGCAAUGUGCCUGCCAAUUUCAACGAGGCCAAGUACAUUGCAUUCACCAUGUACACCACUUGUAUCAUCUGGCUGGCCUUUGUGCCCAUCUAUUUCGGGAGCAACUACAAGAUCAUCACCACCUGUUUUGCAGUGAGCCUGAGUGUGACAGUGGCACUGGGGUGCAUGUUCACCCCUAAGAUGUACAUCAUCAUAGCUAAGCCUGAGAGGAACGUCCGCAGUGCCUUCACCACCUCGGAUGUGGUGCGUAUGCAUGUCGGGGAUGGCAAGGCACCUUGCAAGUCCAACACUUUCCUCAACAUAUUCCGGAGAAAGAAGCCAGGGGCUGGAAAUCCAAAUUCUAAUGGAAAGUCUGUGUCAUGGUCUGAACCAGGUGGAAGACAAGCUCCCCAGGGGGAACACAUGUGGCACAGACUCUCAGUUCAUGUCAAGAACCAGGAGACAGGGUGCAAUCAGACAGCAGUGAUCAAACCCCUCACUAAAAGCUACCAAGGCCAAAGCAAGAGCUUGACUUUUACUGACAUCAGCAGUAAGACUCUGUGCAAUGUGAUGGAGGAAGAAGUUAAAGAGCCCAUUCACCUCAACCAGCCCAGCAGCCCCUCCAUGGUGGUGCACAGACGGGUGGCGACAACCCCCCCGCCGCAGGACACAUCGGAGGAGACCCACCUCUUCUUGCCUGAGCAGUCCCCCAAGACCCUGCCCCUGCAGCCACAGUCUCUCAUGGACCAGUUGCAAGGAGUGGUCAACAAGUUUGCUACUGGCAUCCCGGACUUCAGCGCUGCCCUCUCCACGCCCAGCUCAGGGAACGGUGUGCGGCCCCCCUGUCAGCCCCCUCAGCCCCAGCAGCCUCCCUUACUGCCUCUCCACGUGGCUGCUUUCAGCGAGGAGCCCCUGUCUCCCCCAGCUGAGGGAGCAGAUAGCGAAAAGCUGAAGCUCAUUCAGGGAUACAUCUAUGAGAAGAAUCCAGAGGAGGAGGAGGAGGAGGAGCCAGUGACCAGCAAACUGACUCUGGAAGACUCUCCAGCACUGACACCUCCAUCCCCUUUCCGGGAUUCAGUGGCUUCAGGCAGCUCCAUACCCAGCUCCCCAGUCUCAGAGUCGGUGCUCUGCACCCCUCCAGAUGUGACCUAUGCCUCUGUCAUCCUGAGGGAUUAUAAGCAAAGCUCAUCCACCCUGUAGACUCUGCAAGAAACAAGACAAGAAGGACGUUGGCAGCUGCCAGCUGAGAGGUCUUGGGGAGAUAAGUUCUUCAGGGCUGGGAGGAGAGAGAGCAGAGAACAAAGUCAUAUAUGACAGGGCAAAAAAAUCAUCCUACACUUAAAUAAACAAUGAAAGAAAAAGAAAAAAAAUCCAUUCUGAGUGCUCAAAAUUCUCUAGAUGUUAAAAAUAAUACUAUUGUACUUUGACAAAAUGAUGGGAAACCAUAACAAAGCACAAACCUAAAAGACAAAUUCUAUAGCAAAAAAAAGUUAAUGCACACAGUGAAAAAAAAAAAAAAUCACACUUAGUCACAACUUCUCUUGGCAAAGCUUGAAAUGAACUCUGGGAAGUGUGACCUAGAGAAGCCAUUAACACAUCUCGUGGCUGCUGUCUGUCUGCUAUGGAAGCAACACACCCAGGAACUGGAAGGGCAGAGUGUGGUGAGGAGGAACCAAGCUACUUGUAUAUGAGACAGAGAUGCAUAAAUAUUUUUUUCCCUGGUUUCUAUAGAUGGUAUAACUGCGUAAUGUGUUUGGGGGGAGAGGAGCUUAGAUAAUGUGAAACCACAUGGCUCUUACUGACUUUUGUCUGAACAAUUUGUUCUUCAUACUAGACUGCUUUUGGGGAGAUCUGAGCUUUUUUUAACAUUGUGAACAGAGUGAGAAAUAUGAUCAAGACUCGAGAGGUUUCUGAAGAGAGCCUUUGCUGCCCUUUUGUAUAAGAUUGCAAACCAUGUGGCUAAACUGUUACACAGUUUUCUGUAGCAGAACAAUAUUUAUUGACUAACUUUUCAUAUUCAACAUAUUUGCCAUGUGAUUACAUCAUUCUUUUGUGUUACUUUGGAGUCAAAUACAUUGGAAAAUAGCUGUAUACUUAGAGCAACAACUAUUACUCUGAAAGAAUGGCAAUUCCAAACCGAGGGUUAUAAAGUCAGUCUCUAAGCAAGAGAGUGAACGUACGUUUAUGUUUCUGUAUGCGUGUGUAUGGUAUGUGUGAAGCGUAAUGUCCAAAAAAUGGAAGAUUGUCUUAUAUACUAUGAAUAUUUUUAUGUUUAAAUCAUGUUUUAUAUCGCAUUGUUACAAAUAUUCAAUAGAUCUUUGGGGGUUUGUAUGCUGUGCUAACACAUUGUUUUUCAUAUACAAGCUGAGGCAGUUGUUACCCUUAUAACAGGGUGCUUUAUUUUGCAGAUAUUUUAUGAAGUAGACAUAUGGUAUUAAUAACCAGUGCAUUGAGAAAUUGUUAUUUUACAUGUUUGCCGAAAGUGUGGUUAACAAAAAAAAAAUGAAAAUGCAAAAAGAAAAAAGUCAGGUUUAGAAAUCUUGCAUUUGCCCACAUAAAGGCGAGACAGGAAAAGUAAUUCAAAUAGUUCAUUGCUUCAGAUAAUGUAAAAUAAAAUCAUGUCCAGACAGGAGAUUUCAUCAGUGCUUAAUGUGUGUAUAAAUUCCUAUUUUUUUAAUAGACAUUUCUUUUAAUCUCUUUAUGAUGUUUAGUUGCAUGUUCUUGCCUUACGCUUUCUCUUCUUCGAUUUAAUAUACAAUAUUUUAUCUUAAAGGUCACUUCUAGGCAGCUUCCUUCUCCUCUGUCAUUCAUGUUUCCUAGAGUUGGGCCUAAUCCAAAACUUCUGAAUGGCUGGCAUGUUCAAAGUCCAGGUCUAAUUGCUGCGGCUAGAAUUUAACAAUACUUAUUAUUACCUUAUUUAUGAAUAUACAUAUUAUACAUAUACAGGACAGGGUUUUAGCUGCUGUAAACUUUGACUGUGCUGUUGAAUUUAGUUAAGGAUCUGUCCCACAAUUCUACUCUUUAUUUCCAAAGAUACUUUUAAGGAAUCUCUCUUCAUGAUAACAUAGUUGCAAGACCUAAUUUUAACUGUGCUUAUUGUGAAUAUUCUUUGAGGGGUAUUCUGAAUUAAGCAUAUUUCUACUCUUUCUCUUUACUUACACUUGACUUUUAAGAAAUCCUGCUGCCAGUCAUUCUUCUCUGAAGAUCCAAAUCUCACUGUUUUUCUCUAAUUAAAUGGUAGUGGUAUUGGAAGGUUUGACUGGUGCUCAAAAUCGGAUACAGACUUUUGUCCUCAUCGUCUUUUCAUGAUAUCUGCUCCUUUCAGUAUAACUAGUGGUAAAUUGCUAUCAUCAUCCCAUUGUGGAGAGCAUGAAAUGACUUUGCCCAAAGACACGAUUAUGUCUUUGUCAGCAGACUGAUGUCUCUAUAAUGAACUAAAGACACCUGCAGGUCAGUUGGUUGAUUUUUGUCUGCUUGGGGCUUUUAGAGGAAUAUUUUUUGUUAUUGCUUCUUUUUUUUAAUGCUGAUUACUCAUUAAAGCAAUGAGAAAAAUACCGUAUUUUCUUUGCUGAUCACUGCACUGGUAAUGAAUUCUAUCUUUUUAUAAUCUUAGUACAAGAUUUGUUGUGCUAUUUCCAAAAAACAUAUGUUGUCAGUAGCACGGAGCUAGUGCUAGGAAGCAGGUCUUUGAAGAAAUGAGAAUUUUAAGAAGAAGAAAUUUAACAUCAUAUAGAUGGGAGAUGGUAAUGUGGCAAAGUACUAUUGUCUUCAUAUCCGUCUGUUUUGAACAUAUUAAGCACUGAUUUUAUUACUGCAAUGUAAAUACAUAAUGAGUAGAAGUUUUCUUGAAAUUCAGUAUAUUAGCUUUUAGUUUGUAGUUGUUAAAACUGGAAACAUACACAUACGUAAAUAUAUCUAAAGAGCGAGAACUCACCUUGUGUAUGUAGUCGUAUGAGCUAUGAAGCUUUCUGUAAAAGUUUUUUCUUUUGGUCUAUCUAAUGCUUGAUGAAAACUGCCUUUUUGUCAAAAUGAU